Molecule: messenger RNA, 5825 nt
Organism: Toxotes jaculatrix (banded archerfish)
Lineage: Eukaryota; Metazoa; Chordata; Actinopteri; Toxotidae
Gene: polg
Product: polymerase (DNA directed), gamma
Exons: 23
Coding region: 239-3838 (1199 amino acids)
Biological process (GO): mitochondrial DNA replication
Cellular component (GO): mitochondrion; gamma DNA polymerase complex
Molecular function (GO): DNA binding; 3'-5' exonuclease activity; DNA-directed DNA polymerase activity
Source: RefSeq, a predicted model, not a curated record
AUGGUUGACAUGCUGAAGUUACAAGUUCCUUUUCUGUGAAGCGAUCUUAAACACGUUUUUAGUUAAUUUCAGUAACGUUGUACCUAAUAACACAGACCAGGUGAGGCGCUUUUAUUUUGCUUGUGGCGACCGACGUGCUAACAAACUUAGCGAGCUGACGGCUAAACCGUUAUUUUUUGUAGCUGCUCACAAGUUAGCAACAAUCCCGCUGGCUCUGGUGUGAAGUCCUCAUGAGGUGAUGCUGCAUGUGCUGCGCUGUCCUCUGCAGAGGUCUGUCAUCUCUCUACAAUGGACGUGCCUACGCUCCCUGUUCUCCACCAAGCCUCACUCCCUUCAGGGCGAGGACUCCACAGAGUCCCGCCUGAAUCCUCUCAACAUUCAGAUGCUGUCAAAGAACCUCCAUAAGCAGAUCUUUCGAGGGCUGGAACCAGAAUACAGAGAGGAAGAUGUGGAGCGCAGCAUUAGGCAUUUGCAGAAACACCAGCUGUGGGGGAAGGAAACUUCACUGUUGUCUGAUGUGGAGCUGAAACUUCCCCAAAUGUAUGGCGAAAAUAUUGAUGAGCACUUUCGUAUGUUGGCCCAGAAACAAUCUCUUCCCUACCUUGAGGCUGCCACCGCACUGCUGCAGGCCAAACUCCCUCCCAUGCCACAGGAAUGGAAAUGGGAGGUUGGCUGGACUCGCUAUGGGCCCAAUGGGGAGAGUCAGAAGGUGGAUUUCCCAGAGGAGUCAGCAUUAGUGUUUGAUGUGGAGGUGUGCAUAACGGAAGGACAGUGUCCUACACUGGCUGUUGCUUUGUCUCCCACUAACUGGUAUUCCUGGUGCAGUAAGCGUCUGAUUGAAGAGCGGUACUCCUGGUCAAACCAGUUGACCCUCUCUGACCUCAUACCACUUGAGACAUCUAUCAACUCUGCCUACGCUCCUAAGGGCCGGUGGAAAAACAGGCUCAUAGUGGGGCAUAAUGUUAGUUUUGAUCGAUCUUACAUUAAGGAACAAUAUUUACUAAAGGGUUCAAAGGUACGCUUCAUGGACACCAUGAGCCUUCACAUGGCCAUCUCGGGAUUGACUGGGUUCCAGCGCACACUGUGGAUGGCCAGUAAGCUGGGCAAGAAGAGGGGUCUGCAGGAGGUCAAGGAGCACAUUAAGAAAGCAGGACAGAAAAGGGAUGGCCCAGUGAUCGGCUCCUGGGACUGGGUGAAUAUCAGCAGCAUAAAUAACCUUGCUGAUGUCCAUGCACUGUAUGUGGGAGGACCGCCCUUGCAGAAAGAGGCCAGAGAGACCUUUGUGAAGGGCAGCAUGAUGGAUGUCAGGAACAACUUCCAGGAGUUAAUGCAGUAUUGCGCCAUGGAUGUUCAAGCCACCCAUCAAGUCUUCACCGAACAGCUGCCCCUCUUCAUGGAGAGGUGUCCUCAUCCAGUGACGUUUGCAGGCAUGCUGGAGAUGGGCGUGAGCUACCUUCCCGUCAAUCAAAACUGGGGUCGGUACCUGGAAGACUCUCAAGACAUUUACGAAGAGCUCCAGAGAGAGAUGAAGAAGUCUCUGAUGAUUCUAGCAGACGAUGCCUGCCAGCUGCUGCAGGAUGACAGAUACAAAGAAGACCCCUGGCUUUGGGAUCUUGAGUGGGAUGUGCAGGAGUUCAAGCAAAAGAAAGUAGCAGCCAGCAAGAAGAAACAGUCAAAAAAGGAAGUUGAAAAAGAAGUUGCUACUCCUCUCCCAGUCUGGGAAGAAGAUCCAGGUCCACCAUCUGAAGAGGAGAUGGCGGGUCCUUGCCCCAGCAGGCUGGCUGUGGAGAAGCUGAAGGAAACAGUGGAUCGACUUCCCAAAAGGAGGCAACACCUGCCUGGACAUCCAGGGUGGUAUCGUAAGCUGUGUGAGAAGAUGUCUGCGGACGACAGCUGGUCACCUGGCGCCAGCCUGAUCAGCCUACAGAUGAGACUGACGCCUAAGCUGAUGGGCCUUACGUGGGAUGGUUUCCCCCUGCACUACACAGAGAAACAUGGGUGGGGCUACCUGGUUCCUGGUCGCAAGGAUAACCUGAAUUCGCAAGAGGAAAACACUGGGCCUGUGUGCCCACACAGAGCUAUCGAGAGUGUUUACAGAGAGUACUGUGAGCAGAACAGCAAAGAGCGGCCUGAAUAUCUGGACUCGAGCCAUUCAGAUGACCUCGUGUUGAUGGACAGUGCAGUGUGGGAAAAGGUGGAGGAGUUAAGUUCCUUGGAAAGUUUGACCGAGGAAAAUGGAGUCAGAAUGAUGAGAAGUGGGGAGAGGAAGAGAAACGCGCAAUCCCAAGAUUCACAUCAGGUCCCAGAGGAGAGUCAGUGCCAUUAUCACCAUGGAAACGGGCCCUACAAUGAUGUAGAUAUCCCAGGGUGCUGGUUUUUCAAAUUACCUCACAAGGAUGGUAACCACUACAAUGUUGGCAGUCCUUUUUCAAAGGACUUUCUGGCCAAGAUGGAGGAUGGUACUCUUAGGGCCGGACGGAGCGGAACCAACGCUACACGAGCUCUGGAGAUCAACAAAAUGAUAUCCUUCUGGAGGAAUGCACAUAAACGUAUAAGCUCUCAGAUGGUGCUGUUGCUGCGAAAAGGAGAGCUUCCUCAUGCUGUCAACAGAAACAAAGAGUUUGAUGAAGAGGGUCAGUAUGGUGCCAUAUUACCUCAGGUCAUCACGGCUGGAACGGUAACACGUCGGGCUGUGGAGCCAACGUGGCUGACUGCCAGUAAUGCACGGCGGGAUCGGGUUGGCAGUGAGCUGAAGGCCAUGGUGCAGGUGCCACCUGGGUACCACCUGGUUGGCGCAGAUGUAGACUCUCAGGAGUUGUGGAUUGCUGCUGUGCUCGGAGAAGCUCAUUUUGCUGGCAUGCACGGUUGCACAGCGUUUGGCUGGAUGACACUUCAGGGAAAGAAGAGUCAGGGCACUGACCUGCACAGCCGCACCGCUGAUGCCGUGGGUAUCAGCAGAGAGCACGCAAAGGUGUUCAACUACGGACGCAUCUACGGCGCAGGGCAGCCCUUUGCCGAGAGGCUGCUGAUGCAGUUCAACCACCGCCUCAGUCAGAAAGGAGCUGCCAGUAAGGCCAGGCAGAUGUAUGCCUUAACAAAGGGUUUACGCAGAUACAGCCUGUCAGAGGAGGGUGAGUGGCUGGUCAAGGAACUGGAUAUCGAGGUGGAGAGGGAGGAAAAUGGAACCAUCUCCCUGCAGGAGUUGCGGAAGAUCAGUAAGCUGGCCUCAAAGUGCUCUCGGAGGAAGAAGUGGGACAUUGUCGGCAAACGUCUGUGGACUGCAGGUACUGAAUCAGACAUGUUCAACAAGCUGGAGAGCAUCGCGCAUUCAGCCCAGCCUGCCACUCCUGUUCUAGGCUGCAGGAUCAGCAGAGCACUGGAGCCCAAAGCAGUUAAGGAUGAGUUUAUCACCAGCAGAGUGAACUGGGUGGUCCAGAGCUCAGCAGUGGACUACCUGCACCUGAUGCUGGUGGCCAUGAAGUGGCUCUUUGAGGAGUACAACAUAGAUGGCCGUUUCUGCAUCAGCAUCCACGAUGAGGUGCGGUACCUCGUCCGCAGUGAAGACCGUUACCGGGCAGCGCUGGCACUUCAGAUCACAAACCUGCUUACGAGGAGUGCGUUCGCCCAUGCGUUAGGCAUGCAGGACCUUCCCCAGUCUGUGGCUUUCUUCAGUGCCGUUGACAUUGACCUGUGUCUGAGGAAGGAGGUCACCAUGGACUGCGUGACCCCCUCUAACCCCACAGGUCUGGAGCGAAGAUACGGCCUACCACCUGGUGAAGCCUUGGACAUCUACCAAAUCAUCAACAUCACUAAAGGCACUCUGAACAAAGAAAGAUAGCACUUUUUGGACCACGCUACUGAACGGCAGCACAUGCACACAACCUCCAAGAGGCUUUUCAUCACCAGGCAGAAGUCGAGAUUGGCGAGGAAUCUGGAGGUGGGUAUGUCAAACGGAGGAGCUCCUAAGAGUCAGCUCACUUUUUUCGCUUCUUCUGUUUGGGUUCUUGUGACUCCUCUGCCUCCUGUGACUCUGUGGUCUGAAAGGAAUGGAACAAGAAGUGUAAUCAACAAAACAAAUAAAAACAAACACAAGUUUGGACCAUUGGAGCUGCCAGUUACAGAUGGCUCUUACCUCCAGACUGUCGUCCUGCUCCUGCAGGGCUGCGUCCAGAGUCGCAGCAUUGAUUCGGAAAUCUCUUGAAGUGCUCAGCUUCAUGUACUGCAUCAGAUUUACCUGGACAACACGCACCCAGAGAUCUUGGUGAAACGCUGUACAUAAGUGGCCUGACUGAUGAAACUGUACUGACAGUGUUCAGAGAUUACUGUAUUUUGCUCAACUCAGCUCUGAAGUAAUCCAGUGCAUACAUACCUUUGACUUCUUUGAGAGCGUGAUGAGGUACUUCUCGUACUGUUCAAUGCUAAAGAUCAGUUCAGGGAUGGCCUUUGUCUCUCGCAGAAGUUUUGCCUAUCAACAGAAAAGAAAAAGAUAUUUAGAUGUAAAUGUGUUGUUGUUAUAAUCAAUCACAGUCAUUUCAGUUAUACAAUUACAGUGCAGAAGUUAAGUGUCCUUACAGAAGCAGCAGAGUUCACUUCAUUCCUCUUCUUUUUCUUCUCUGCACCUCCUCCACUGAGUUCUCCACUCUAACAGAGAAAACCCAUUAGUUUUAAAACAUCAACACUUCCUCUCGAGGAUGAAGUUGCUUGUGUCAAAUCCAUAACUGAACAACUUGAACGUCACAGUCAGAUACAGAUUGUUGCUGGAGACUUUUUGUCUGAAUUGAGCUGUACCUGUGCAUAUGUGAUGAAAGUGUAGCACUGUGGCGUCAGGUGCGAGCCAGAGAGUUUAACCUGCACAGACAGCAGAGGAAACGUUAGAUUAGCAUCAUGUCAGACGUGUAAGAAGCUUCAAACGAGGAAACAGUACUUUGGGCUCACCAGCUUCUCGAAGCGUGAUGCCAGCAUACCGUGCUGGGUGGCACACACCUGGAUGUACUAUACCAAAACACACAUGGAGAUGAGAUCAGUGCCACACUAGGUAAACAGCACAAUCGCAGUGAAAUCACAGAAAGGACUAAUACGCACAUAUUUGACCAGGGUGGUGAGGAUAGUGUAUGUGCGACGCAGUUCUCUCAGCAGUGUAAUGGUGCAGGUGCCAGAUAGCAGGGCCGUCUGGACCAGCUCGUUUAAAGCUGUCAAAAGAGUCCCGAGCUGCAGCGUCACCGCUUUCUCUAUUGGAUCCUGCUGGGCUGCAGUCUGAGUGGCUUCGCCUACGCAUCGGGAACACAACAAUAACACAGAGGUUUUAGUACCGUUCCCUUAUCCCCUCUCAACUCUCACCAUUAAUCCAAGUGAGAAUGCGUGUUACAGGGCUUCUUACCGGAGCCAGAUUUGUCAGAGGCCGUCUGGCUUUUCUUUUUGGCAAUCAGCCAGUCCACUUCAUCAAGCACUCUGUCAACCUGAGACAGGACCAGCAGCUGGGGAAUAGGGAUGGUGGGGCGGCACAGAUUAAAAUGACGAUAAAGUCCUUGAGCACGCUACACAGACUGAGUCUGGGAUACCUGUGUCACAGCAAAUCAGAAAACUCUUAGCACUCACCGCUGCUGUUGUAGCUGUCUUCAUGUUGACAAUGGCAAAAUGAGACUGUUUUUCUACUUCCACGUCCUGAUUGUAGAGAGAGAAAACACAUAGAAAAAAGGCACAAAAAAGUCAAUUACUCAAGUGAAAAGUGACAUGCCAGUUCCGCCUGAUCUGUCAUCAGUUUACAGUCAUAAAACUAUUAGUAAUGCUGUUAAAUAAAAUGGAAAUUCAAUAAAUCAAUGUUCCAA